GAUAUCUUAGGGGCCAGAAAUAUAGUUGCACAUCAUGUAUCGAGCCUGAUCUAUAAUGUCAAUAACAAUGUGGUUGAAGGUUUUAAUAACGUGAUUGCCAAGUACGUUGGUGGCAAAAGAAUCAACUUUUCUUUACGAGGAUCGUAUGGUGCUAGGUGUCAUACUGCAGUGACAUCGUUUAAUUUGGGAUCUGACUACAUUAGUCACUUACAUAAAAAAAUGACUAAUUUAAGUCCUGGUAUAAUAACAAAAAAAUAUAUUAAAAAAGUUGAUAAAAUGAGCGAAUUAUCAAGAAGACGGCGUUUAAAUUUAAAAAAACCGACAUUUACAAUGAAUAAGCGUAAAUUAUUUUCUGGACCCGAUGAUGAUUACGGAGCUGUGGAAUUGGGUUGCGAAAUAAUUGAUAUGCCUUUUGAUGAGUAUCAAAAUAAAAAGGAACUAUUUUUGCAAAAGAUUACAUUAAAAUCUGAAGAGAUAGUAGCGAUUGAACGAAGUACAAUUGGACAGCAAGAUAAUGAUAUGUGGCAACAAUAUAGAAAAUAUCGACUAACGGCGUCCAACUUUGGAAAGGUUUGUAAGCUUCGACCAACAACUUCCCGUGCAAAUACUGUAAAGCACAUUUUGUACGAUAUUUUUCAAGGAAGUUCAGCUACGAGGUAUGGAAUCGAAAAUGAGUCAAUUGCCAGAAACGCCGUUCAAGAAACUUUAGGAAUAACAAUACAAUUAUCAGGUUUAUUUAUUCAUAAAUCCCUGCAUUAUUUGGCUGCGAGUCCGGACAGGUUAAUAAACGAAGACUCGAUAAUAGAAAUAAAAUGUCCGUCGAGUAUAAAAGAAUACACACCACAGGAAGCGGUUACUCUGGAAAAAUUAAAGUAUAUGACCGAUUAUAAGGGGAAACUUGUUUUAAAAAAAAGGGACAAUUAUUAUUUCCAAGUACAGGGCCAACUUAAUAUUGCCGAAAAAAAAUAUUGUUAUUUUGUUGUAUGCAGUCCCAAAGGUUUUAUGAUAGAUAAAAUACCUAGAGAUGAAUCAUUUUGGAAUACAAAAAUUGAACCAUUUGUUACUCGAUUUUAUAUGGAGUCAUUACUUCCAGAAAUAAUCGAUUCUAGGUUUGAUCGAGGAUUACCAAUAAGACCAGGCAUUCCCGAAAAAAUUGUUUAAUUCUGUCACCUUUAGUUUUUAUUUUAUUUCUAAUACAUCUUGAUUUUUUUGUAUAUUUAUUUAUGUCUUGCUAUACAAGAAAUUUAAACAAGCAAAAAUUGCACACUUCUUAUAAGCUAAAAGCUUGUGUUGGAAUUAAUUAAUAAUUAAAUGUUAUAAA
Messenger RNA from Myzus persicae (green peach aphid), 1321 nucleotides. RefSeq lists its product as uncharacterized. The record is from RefSeq and is a predicted model, not a curated record. The coding region runs from base 220 to 1161 and encodes 313 amino acids. The transcript is spliced from 5 exons. Lineage: Eukaryota; Metazoa; Arthropoda; Insecta; Hemiptera; Aphididae.